Molecule: messenger RNA, 6068 nt
Organism: Colossoma macropomum (tambaqui)
Lineage: Eukaryota; Metazoa; Chordata; Actinopteri; Characiformes; Serrasalmidae
Gene: bcan
Product: brevican
Exons: 15
Coding region: 129-4145 (1338 amino acids)
Biological process (GO): cell adhesion
Molecular function (GO): hyaluronic acid binding
Source: RefSeq, a predicted model, not a curated record
UCCUCUUUGCCUGCGGACAGGCCACAGGUUUGUCCUCUUUCGUGAUUGCUCUGAAGGAAACUACACUUCUGGUGUAAGAACAGAAAAAGCAGGCUGCCUGAAGAUCAUUUUAAAACAGAUUUUUGGGGAUGCGAUCAGUGAUGUUCUUGUCUCUGCUGCUGUGUGCCAUCUGUUCAUUUGUCCUGCCGUCCUCUGCUGUCCCCAGACCAACAGCAGAUGAAACCAGCCUCUUGCAAGUUACCAUCCCUGGCACCCCUCCUGUGUCGGCCAUUUUGGGAGGCUCUCUGACUCUGCCAUGCCUGAUGUCCCUGUCACAGCCUUCACCAACUCUGUCAUCAACGGGCCGGCAUGCCGUGCUCACUAUGCCAAGAGUGAAGUGGAGCAUGCUCUCAUCUGGACGAGAGACUGAAAUCCUGGUGGCCCGAGGGGAGAGAGUGAAGGUCAGCGAGCUUUAUAAAGGUCGGGCCUCACUUCCAAACUAUGACUCAUCUCCGUCUGACCUCACUCUCCAACUGGACGGCCUGAGGCACAGUGAUACGGGAUUCUACCGCUGUGAGGUCCAGCAGGGCCUGGAGGAUGCUCAUGACCUGGCUCAGAUCAAAGUGAAAGGUGUGGUAUUUCACUAUCGACAUGCCUCCAGCCGCUAUGCUUUCUCAUUUGAUGAUGCCAAGGAUGCGUGUGAGGACAUUGGGGCUCAGAUUGCCACUCCAGAACAGCUUCUAGCUGCAUACAACAGCGGAUAUGAGCAGUGUGAUGCUGGGUGGUUAUCAGAUGGCUCUGUCAGAUACCCUAUCCAGAUGCCUCGUGAGGGCUGUUUUGGAGACAUGGAUGGUCUGCCAGGGGUCCGGAACUAUGGCAUGAUGGAUCCCGAUGAGCUUUUUGAUGUGUAUUGCUAUAUAGAGAACAUCAAUGGCAACGUGUUCCAUGGGUUCACCCCGCAACGCUUCACACUGGCUGAGGCUAAAGCCUACUGCAAGCAACAGGGUGCAGUGUUAGCCUCUACUAGUCAACUAUAUGCUGCAUGGAAUGAUGGUCUUCACCACUGCAGCCCGGGCUGGCUAGCUGAUGGCAGCGUACGCUAUCCCAUUGUAACCCCACGAGAACGAUGUGGGGGUUCUGAGCCUGGUGUUAAGACAGUGUAUCGCUACAGCAACCAAACAGGCUUUCCAGAGCCUCACACUCGCCAUGAUGCCUACUGCUUCAGAGGAAAACUCGAUUCUCACACAGUUACCCCUGUAGAUUACUUGGCUACAGAGCCAGAAGACAUUGGCCAGGACAUUGUAACUUUAACUGACCCUCAGGAGGAGUUCAGUCUGGGUCACGUGACUCAACACAAAGAAAAUGAAGCUCAGGGGGCUGUUGAGGCCUUCCCUAUCUCCAGUGAACAGACAACAGUGGAGGCAGAUGAGCAAGACCCUACACCAUCCCUACUUGAAAAAGUUUAUACUACCACUGUCAACAGUAAAAUUCUCACCACCCCAGCAACAUAUGGAUGGGAAUCUGAGUCAACUCAGAAGAACUCCUGGCAGGAAGUACUCACCGACCCCAUUCACAUAGAGUCAGUGCCGGAGAUACACCUACAGCCCAAUCGUAAUUACCCUAUGCCAGUAGAGGGUUCAGACACAGAGAAGAGCACAGCUAUAUAUGAAGUUAAGAGUCACAAUCAUAAACAUUAUCAGCCUAUGCCAGACACAAACCUGGAACCAGGAGAGCGAGUGGACUACAAAAUCUAUCUAGAGAGCAAGCCAGAAACUACAACUGAUAAGUUAGAGCUGCCUUCCGACUUUCGGGAGAUUGGAGGAUCCAAACAUUUCCAGGAAAUGCCUGAAACCAACCUUGAUGAUCAGGAUGGAAGCCAUGAGGAUGAAUAUACAACUACCACAACUACAGCAAAGACCAACCUUGAUGAUCAGGAUGGAGGCCAUGAGGAUGAAUAUACAAGUACAGCAAAGACCAACCUUGAUGAUCAGGAUGGAAGCCAUGUGGAUGAACAAACAACUGCAGCACAGACCAACCUUGAUGAUCAGGAUGGAAGCCAUGUGGAUGAACAAACAACUGCAGCACAGACCAAUCUUGAUGAUCAAGAUGGAAUCCAUGUGGGUGGACAAAUAGCUUUAGUAGACACAUACGCAGGAAACACCACUGAGCCACCAGGCCUGGAUCAAAAUCUAGUCUACACAACACAGACCAGCUCUUUUGUAACCCCUGAGGGAUCUGAAGAUGAAGUGAUCACACCACCUACAGAGAACACUUCUCCCCUUGUCAUACUGAGUGAAGAUGGGAAUGGGAAUUGCUCAUCUGAAACCACCACAGACGGUUUAAAGUCCAGUCAUAAGCACCCUGGUGUUACAGGCACUUUAGCUCCUGUAGAUGUUGUGGAUCAGGAAGCAGGACAUACUUCAGCAGAAAACCUAGUAUUUUUCAGUUUUGCUUUUAAAGAAAAUGAUAAUGAUUCAUUAGUGACAGUAACCCCUACACAUCAAGGUGAGAAAGAAGUAGAGUCUUUUGACGGUUCUGGGGACCAUGAUGAUGUCCUACUACUGACCCUCUUGACCACACCUGUACCUCACAUGUUGGACACAUCCAAUACUCAGAAAGCUAUGGAGAUGGAGACCACUUCAGCUGUUCCACAGAGUAGCACUCUAUCUGGCUUCAGCGUCAUAGAGCAGGAGGUGAAGCAGGUUAAGCAGGAGGGGAUUGGAGAAGCACCUGAUGUCGUAUAUAACACAACAGCUUCACUCACAGAGACAACCUCCAGCCAAGAUGGCAGCAGCCAUGAAGAUGACUCAUCAGGAGAGGAAGAGUCUUCCGGAGGAAGACCUUCAGUGUCGGAGUACCCAGACCUAAACUACCCUAACACAACACCCAUUGUACCCUUUAACUCCACACACCUGCUGAUUCUGAACACAACAGAUGUUGUUAAUGAUACAGAUGUUGUUGAUGUUGAUACUGAGACUGAGUCCAGCACAACUCCUUCUACGGUAGAGGUCACGCUGCUUCCGGCUAUGACCCCAACCCCAAGUUGGGACACUUUGGCCUCUCCCACCCCACCACAGGAGUCCCGGGCAGAUGUGGAGUUCAGCGGUGACACCCCACUCCUCAUAGACAAUGCUGAGUCCCUAGCUGAGUCUGACUCAACAGCAGCUCCUACUAGUGGAGAACCUGAGGAGGGCCAGAGCCCAUCCACAACCAUGGCGGAUAACAAAGACAGUGAAGAUUAUGAGCUGACUACCACCGCAGAGUCUAAGGAGAGCAAGGAAGAGUAUGAAGUAACAACUAGGACACACACUACUACCUUAACCACCAGAACAACACAGAGAGUGAUGGUCAGAACAGGCAUCUCAGAUGGCUGUGUUGAGAACCCAUGUGCUAAUGGAGGCACAUGUGUAGACAGUGGUGCUGGUGUCAAAUGCCUGUGCCUACCAACCUAUGGAGGAGAAUUUUGCCAAACAGAUUUGGAGCAGUGUGAACCAGGUUGGGAAAAGUUCCAAGGAAACUGUUAUAAGCACUUCUCAAAGCGCCAGAGCUGGGAGGUGGCAGAGCAGCACUGUCGAAUGUGCGGAGGUCACCUGGUCUCCGUCCUGUCACCUGAGGAACAACAUUUCAUCAACGAUAAGUACAGGGAGUACCAGUGGACUGGUCUCAAUGACAGGACCAUUGAAGGUGAUUUCCACUGGUCUGAUGGCAACCCACUGCUGUAUGAGAACUGGUAUCGUGGCCAGCCUGAUAGUUAUUUCCUGUCAGGAGAGGACUGUGUGGUGAUGGUAUGGCAUGAUGAUGGACGCUGGAGUGAUGUGCCCUGUAACUAUCAUCUGUCCUACACCUGUAAGAAGGGCAUUGCUUUCUGUGGUCAGCCUCCUCUUGUCUUGAAUGCUAAGCUGUUUGGUCGGCAACGCCUGCGGUAUGAGGCCAACGCUCAGGUGCGUUACUACUGCGAGGAGGGCUUCAUUCAGAGACACAACCCCAUUAUCACAUGCCAAAGCAGCGGGCAGUGGGAGGAGCCACAGAUUACCUGUACACCAAAACCAACUAUGGCAAAUGGAGAUCAGGUCACACUGCAUACUCCUCAGGACCAGGAACCAGUACACAUAGAAGAUACAGCCACAGAAAAAGCAUCACAGUGGUGGAGCCUUUCGACCAACUAGCACUUCUUCAUUUACUCUUCUGCUCAUCCCUUUUCAUUCAAGAGACUUCCAUCAAUCAUCGUGCUUACCGUAGUGUUUUACAUGAAGAGCCAUGUUCGCAUCACACCUCCAGCCUUCUGCUCCACUCAGCAGCUUCUUUCAAGUGCAUUUUCUUCUUACAAUGUGACACUGAAUUACUUAUUUUGUAAUUCUACGACCCAAAAACAUAACCAGUAAGUAAACACAGAGCAGCACAAUUCCCAAACAAUGGCAGUAGACAUUAAAGCACAAGUGAAAAUGACAAAAUAAUGGAGCAAAUACUUUUUAACCUCAGCUGGUCUGAAAUAAACUGAUGCCACUGUCUUAUAACAACUUCAUUUCAUCCCACUGAGAGUGUCUAUUAGUGCCAUGAUGUCUCAGAAGGCAAAUUAUGACAGACCAGGGUGUGCCAACGUGAGCCAAGACUGACCAGGUGCGUUCAACCCCAUGCUUAAAGCUUCAAGAGCAAUUUGCAGUGUUGGAUUUCAUCUAAUGAAAAGUCAAAAAAUGCACCACCACAUCUUCAAGCUUCAUAAUCACAGACAUGCUUGUUUACUGGCAGCCCAUGUUUACCAAUUCCCUUUCAAAGGCAACAUCAUCAGAACCCCUGUAUACCAAACCAUGCCUUUAGCCAUAUUUGGCCCGAUAAAGUGUGUGGGCCACAUGCCUAUGUCUUACUGAGGCCAAGGCUGUGGAAAAGGCAUUAGUAUUGGCAGACCCUGGCUGGCUUGGCUUAAGCACAGCAGUGGAAAUUGGGCUAAUAGUACUCUUCAGCAGCCACCAUUCACACUUUUGCACACAGUAAAGCUUGUGCUCCUCAGCCACGCAGGAUACCUUUAAAGACAACCAGUUCGGGCCGUUUUAGACUAAACGUCUAGAAUUCUAGAAUUAAUUUAUUAACAGAUAACAUUGCUUUUCAAAUAUUGUACCAUUGUUCCCUCGUCACACUACCAAAAACCAGCCUGACAGUUGCAGGAGUUCCUUAUUAGAGCUUUAAGCCUAUAAUAAGUCAACAACAAUUAUUAGCUUCAGUUAGAUGGUAUAAAUGUAGCUGGAAUAUGAAGUCUGGAUUAGUUUGUGCCUGGCUGUGAAACACAAGCUUUUCAAGUAAUUUGGUGCUCAGUUUUUCAGGUCUCUGACUUGCUCUGGGGAAUGGUCAUUUCUUACUGAAAUUCCUUACUAACAUCCUGAAUAAUAACUGUUUUUACUGACUGAAAUCCAAAAUUUGUUUUGUCAUUCCGCAUUUUAGUAGCAUUUUUCCUGGUUCAGCAUUCAGAUAUUUUAGCUUAUGCUAAUGGCAUGUAACUUUUCAUUGUUUCACUGUUCCUCAUAAAUUUACUUGAGUGCUUUUUAAGUCUACUCAAAAUCUCACAUUAUAACACAGUCAUAACACAAGAUAAAAAAAAUGCCUAGCAGCACCAAUCUAAUUUUAAUUAAGAUGGAUUUCAAAACUAAAUAAAAUCUUGGAUGUAUGUUCUUGAAUCUAAUUGGCUAUGAAACAUAGGUAAGUGAAUGUGUAACACUCAAAAGUUUUAACAAGUCUAAACAGUAUCACUUGGUGUAUCAUUGAGAUUUGUGAAGCACUGUACUUAUUUUGUAAACCAAUCUUUCAUGGUAAUUUAUUAUGUGGCUUGAUUUUCGCUACUUGGAAAUAUUUACUCAAAGUUUUGAAGCAAUUGCCUGGAGUAAGGAAAUGAGCACUACAAAGAUUUACAUCACAGACACCGUCAUAGGUAUUUUUAUUCAUCUUGUAGUAUUUUAUUACAAUGUUGGAAAAAAAAUCAAGCCAUAAGGUGCCAUCUGGUAUAUGGUGCCAUACUGUUACAACAUAUGCGAUGCUGUGUUUGUUCUGGGGUUUCACAAAAAAAGUAAUAAAUAAAUAAAACAGCCCUUUUACUAACAGUA